Messenger RNA from Trichomonas vaginalis G3, 488 nucleotides. RefSeq lists its product as uncharacterized. The record is from RefSeq and is a predicted model, not a curated record. Lineage: Eukaryota; Parabasalia; Trichomonadida; Trichomonadidae. The transcript has a single exon. The annotation marks the transcript as partial.
AUGUACGCCGCUCAGAAUAUAACGCCAACAGUUUUGGAUGCUAUGAAUGGAAAUGUUUCCGAAUGGUAUAACGAAUGCGACAAUGCCAUUAGAAGGUCAGAAAUAGUUCCUGGAACUUACGAAUAUACAACUGCUGUUUCUUAUGGAAACGUAGGUGAGUUUGGAGAAGGUUCUUCAACAACAGUAGAUAUUGCUUGCGACAGGUUUCAUAUUAUUUCUAUUGACAACUCAUUCUUAUACGUGGAACAAGACAUUGAAAUAAAACCUUCUGCCAAGUUGUCUGACAAGAAAGGUUGCAAUGGAAUUUUCUAUGUCGGAUACCAAUAUGCUCCAGAAGUUUUCAUGGGAUAUAAGAUAUAUUCUAACUCUGACUUAGUUCAAACAGUAACAUGGGCAAACUAUGAAUGGUUCGCUUUGAGAAACUCAGUACAACCACAAGCUAGAGAACAAACAGACCAGUAUGCAACUAUUGAGAAAAUAAGAAGACU